CUGGGCCGUCACAGGGCAGUCUGUGAAGACCACAGACAUUGUUUGAUUAUCACAGUAACCUGGCCACUCACGAGAAGAGGCAGGAUUCUGGUCUGUAGAAGUUUCCAUAGAGCACCAUCCUUGACAUUAAACAGCCACAGAGAUGAAGAACCAAAAGGAAAACUACUCAGAACCCGAGUCUGGUUAAGGACGGCAGGAGACAGCAAAUGAGAGAUUCACCAUCAGCUUGAGAGAAGCUCAUUAUUGUGAUCCUGGGAAUCAUCUGUUUUGUCUUGAUGUAUACUAUAGUGAGAGUGAUAACUUUUAUUUCACGUAACCAAAUAUCAGAACAGAAUAAGUCCUCUCCAGUAACAAAGAUCCAGAAAGAAGUUUUCCAGGGUCGAUUACCGGAGCCUAUAUUGGAGAAUGGAACAGAAGAAAAUUCCGCAUCUAAAACCAUGGCUUUCAAAGAGAAACCAAUUAAUACAGGAAAGGAAUGUAGAAGUAAAUGGUCGUGUUGUGGACAGAAAUGCUACUAUUUUUCGGAUGAAUUGAAGAACUUCGAAGAAAGUAAAAAAAUCUGCAAGGAAAUGGACUCCACACUUCUUACGAUAGAAGAUAAGGAAGAACUGAACUUCAUUCAAAGCCAACUAUCCUAUUUCUAUUGGAUUGGAUUAUCUCGUAAAGAAACCAGAAAUCAAUGGACGUGGGAAGACAAAUCAAGGCCUUUUCUCAAAUUUGAUUGGAAAGAGUCAAACGAAGGAAACUGUGCAUAUAUUAAAGCAACGAAGAUGUCUGCUUCUGACUGUUCCAGAUUCAUGCACUUCAUUUGUGAGAAGUAGAUAGCUUGUCUUGCUACCUAAUGAAACAACAACCAAAGACACAUACAACAACUUUUCCUUAUAAAAACUCAAACCCUUGGAAGUCCAGUCUCUAUAUCUCUCAUUUCAGAAUGCUUUGUUAUUGGCUGCACCUAUAUUCUAGCUUGAUAGAGAUACAUUGUGGACCCUCCACUUUUGCCUCUUUCAAACAUGGAUCCCAGAUCACACCAGUUAUGAGCACAGGUUGGCAGAGUGAGAAAGUAUCAGUGUUUCUCAAGAACCUUAGGACUGUGUAGUCAAUUUCUGCAACUCACACAGAUUUAGUAACUAAUCUUGCAAACUGUUGUCACUGUCAUGUACAUUUUACCUGGGAUUUAAUGCCAGGAAUAAGUGAAGUCAUUAUAUUGUAUCAAUUGUAUAUGCAUUUGCUUGAUUCCUUACAUUUUAGCAGAAAGACUGGAUACUAACUGGAAAGAAAAUAAAUAGUAUCUUGAAUCAGAUCCAAGUUUGUGACCUACACCACAACUAACAACUUGAGUGCUUUCUGGCAAGUCCAAACUUCUGGGUGUGUUUCCAUAUUACAAAGUGGCUGUAUCAUUUUGUAUUGUAUUAGCAGUGUAUGACAAUUCCAUUUGCUUGUGUCCUGCCAACAUUUAAUAUUGAUAAUCUUUAAAGCUAUUUUUAAUAAAGUUGUG
Messenger RNA from Cervus elaphus (red deer), 1495 nucleotides. RefSeq names its product C-type lectin domain family 9 member A-like. The coding region runs from base 276 to 821 and encodes 181 amino acids. The transcript is spliced from 8 exons. The record is from RefSeq and is a predicted model, not a curated record. NCBI's taxonomy places the organism in Eukaryota, Metazoa, Chordata, Mammalia, Artiodactyla, Cervidae.